Messenger RNA from Brassica napus (rape), 4442 nucleotides. Its product is annotated as potassium channel KAT3-like. The transcript has 12 exons. Gene Ontology annotation, molecular function: voltage-gated potassium channel activity. Gene Ontology annotation, cellular component: membrane. The record is from RefSeq and is a predicted model, not a curated record. Bases 2469 to 4442 code for a protein of 657 amino acids. Gene Ontology annotation, biological process: transmembrane transport; potassium ion transport. NCBI's taxonomy places the organism in Eukaryota, Viridiplantae, Streptophyta, Magnoliopsida, Brassicales, Brassicaceae.
ACACUACAAAAAGAAUAUAAUCCAGAUUUUAUUAUCUGUUUACUAAUGGACAGUGGAAAUUUGGUUGAAACGUUCAUUAAUUAAUGAUCCUCCAAAUCUGGGUUUAAUUCCUUUUUCAAAAUCUUUUGACACUUCAUAAAUAUCUUUUUGGGAGUACAGAAGAGCAAACACGAGUCCAUAACUGAUGACGAGAAUUGAUGAUCUUCUUGCCAAAACUCAUCUUUACUCCUUUAGUAUGGAGAAAUUUGAAACCUGACCAAAAAAAAAGUUGAACCAGUGAAAAGAAGAAGAGAGUCAUAGUAGAGAAGAAUCGUCAAUGACAAAGGAUUGUUGCAUCUGGUUUAUUUUUGUAUAGUAGAUUUUCCAUAUGAUCAAUUCGACACUUUACUUGUUAAGUUGUUACCAAGACAUAUUGCCCCAAAAAUGCUACAAGUGUCUCGUAUUUUAUUAAUAUAUUUAUUACUACUGUUGGCAUGGUUUUCAACAUUAUUAUUUUUGUCAUGUGUCAACGAUCUAAUAGAAACAAAGAAAAACUACAUCAAGAAUUGACUUUUGAGAAUAUCAGUAUUUCAACUUCGAUGCAUAAAAUUAGGGCAGGACACGGAUCAGAUAUCCAGGUUUUCGGAUUCUUGGAGAUAUUUGUGGUUUAUUUCAUAUGUUAUGGAUAUCAAUUUUCGAUUUGCUUUGCUUUGGAAAAAUACGGAUAUUCGAAAAAUAUGUUGAUAUUUGCAGAUAUUUACGAUACUUACGGAUAUAUCUUUCUGUUUUACAGAUAAUCUAAAAAAAUCAAGAUAAAUUUGUUCUUUGAAAUAUUUUUACAUGAUAUAUAAAAUAUAAAAUAAAAGAAGCAGUGAAACUAUAUGUUUGUAAAUUUUAAAAUUAGAUUUUAAAAAGACAAACUUAAGAAAAAGUUAUAUAGAUCAUACAUUUUUUCUUUUCUUUUUUGAUUUAAUACUUUUAUAAGUAAUAAUGUGAAUAGAAUUUAUUAAAUCAUAUGUUAAAAUAACAAUUAUAUAAACUCAUACAUUUAAAAAUCUACAUUUGAUCAAUAUAUAUAUAUAUGUAUGUAUUUAUAUAUUGGUCGAAGCGGAUCAUAUAUCCACUUCUUAAUUUUAUUAUUUGUGAGUUGCUUCAUUUUUAACGGAUAUUAAUUUUUAUUAUUUACUUUGCUCUGAAACUUUAUAGAUAUCCAGAUUUUUCGGAUUGAAUCGAAAAAAAUAACGGAUUAAAUCAAAUUUAACGGAUAAAAUGCUCAACCCUACUUAAAAUAUGUUAUGUACUAAAAAGUUCAUUAUCCUCUAGCUGUAUUGUAGACAUCGAUUAUAUCAUUACACCCCUUGUCGCAUUAAACAUACAUAUGAGACGUGAAUAGAGGUGAAAUUUUAGAAACGUUACAAAAUCUAAGAGCUUCCAUAUAUAAUGCUAACAUAGUAGCGAUCAAUCAACUUUUGAUUAGAUGGUAAUGUUGUAAUGCUUUAGGUUUAGCAAUAGUAACACUCAACAAGUCGGGUUAGAUUUGGCAUAGUUAAGUUUUGCCUAUUUAUUUUUUCAUAUAUUAUUUAUGCGACUAAAUUAUUUGUACACUAAGAUAUUUUAUGCAAUAUGGAGAAACAAUCUUCACGUUCGCUUCUAGCCAUUAGCCGCAUCUAUUCAUACGCCUGACACAUUGAUACCAUUUGUAUGUUGCUUUUGUUCUCACCCGGCGAUGAACACACAACAUAACCUCUCUAAGUCUCUCCAGUUACAGUCACAGUUAACACUUUCAUUUAUUGAAACUUCACUUGUCAACGUGAUAAGUGGCUCGGUCAUGUAAUUCAGACCUGUUUACUCACGAUUAAUGUGACAAAAAGCUAAAAAACAUCAUGUACUUAAAAAAUACAUAGUGCAUCUUAUUUUAAUAGUAUAUAUUUACUAUUGUUGGCAUUGUUUUCAACAUUACUAUUUUUGUCAGAUGACAUCGUUCUAAUAAAGCAAAAAACUACGUCAAGAUUUGACUUUGAGAAUCUCAAAACUUUAAAUACUAAUUUUUCGUACGAAAACAUUAUCCUCUCUAGCUGUAUUGUAGAAUGUAGACCUCGAUUAUAUCGUUACACCGUUUUUCGCAUUAAAUACACACAUGACUACAUGAGAAUAUACAUGUAAUAAUUUAGAAAAAUAAGCAAAAAAUGUUACAAAAUCUUUUUAGAGUUUUCCAUAAUGCUAACAUAGCAGCGAUCAAUCAACUCUUAAUUCAUUAAAUGGUAAUGUUGUAGUGUUUUAGGUUUAGCAAUAUUAACUGGUUACAAAAGUUAUGUUCCCACACAUUAUUAGGUAAAACAAAAGUAUAUAAAGUCAACGCAACUCGCUCACCACCUUCUUGUAAAGUUGUAUAAUCUAAAAAGUAACAAAGGAAACAAUAAUAUAAAUGAUAAGAUAGAGUGAGAGGCAAAACCAAGCGUGAAAGAGGGAUAAGAAGAAGGAGAGAAAGAAUGUCCAUGACGACUUCAGAGGCGAGAUCGCCGGUACCGUUGUUAUUGAGAAGAGGUAGGUCUUCCACGGCGUUAGGGACGUCGGAAGAGAGAUCACCGUUAUCUUUACUGUUCAGAAGAAGGUCGAGCAAAGAUGUGGGGAACAUAACGUCCGUUUCAAGCAGUCUCUUGCCUGCGUUUGGGACAGUCAUCGAAAACGAUAAUAACCCUUCUUCCAAAUCUUUCAUCGUUCUUCCUUAUGAUCGUCGUUACAGGUUGUGGGAAUUGCUUUUGGUGAUUUUGGUGGGUUAUUCGGCAUGGGCAUCUCUCUUCGAGUUAGCUUUCGAGAAAGCUGCUGAUGGAGCUAUUCCGACCAUUGAUCUCGUCGUUGACUUUUUCUUCGCCGUCGAUAUCGUCCUCACUUUUUUCGUUGCCUACUUGGAUACUUCUACUUACCUCAUCGUCGACGACCACAAGCUCAUCGCCAGACGGUACUUGAAGAGCGUGGCCUUUGUGAUGGACGUCUUAUCAACGUUACCGAUUCAGUUCAUUUAUAAAGCGAUUACCGGAAAUAUCGGACGAGGCCAAGCUUUCGGCUUCCUUAACUUGCUCCGCCUCUGGCGUCUCCGUCGCGUAGCUGAACUCUUUAAAAGACUAGAGAAAGACACACUUUUCAACUACUUCGUGGUCAGAGUCAUUAAACUUCUUUGCGUAUCGAUAUUUUGGGUACACACGGCGGGUUGCAUUUUAUUCUGGAUAGCCUACCAUUAUCCAAGGCCUGUAGAUACAUGGAUAGGAUCACAAGUUGAGGAUUUCAAGGAAAGAAGCAUAUGGCUAGGCUACACAUACUCAAUGUACUGGUCCAUUGUCACACUCACCACCGUGGGAUAUGGCGAUUUGCAUGCAGUUAAUACCCGUGAGAAGACAUUCAACAUGUUCUACAUGCUUUUUAACAUUGGUCUUGCCGCUUAUAUCAUUGGUAACAUGACCAAUCUUGUUGUCCAUAGCGCUCUACGUACAUUCACCAUGAGGAGUGCCAUCAAUCAUAUACUGCGGUAUACAAAUAAGAAUAAGUUACCGGAUAUGAUGAGGGAGCAGAUGCUUGCGCAUGUGCAGCUCAAGUUCAAGACUGCAGAGUUAAAGCAAGAAGAGGUUCUCCAAGACUUACCUAAGGCCAUAAGAUCAAGCAUUAACGAACAUCUAUUCCGCUCCGUGAUCGAGAAUGCUUAUCUUUUUAAAGGAUUCCCCGAUGGUCUCAUCAUCCAGCUAGUUUCUCAUAUAAAAGCAGAGUAUUUUCCGCCUAAAAUGGAGAUAAUAUUGCAGAAUGAGAUUCCAACGGAUUUCUACAUAAUUGUAUCUGGAGGAGUGGAAAUAAUUAGAUCCAAGGGGGCGAGUGAACAGGUAUUGGCUAAGUUAGGUCCAGGGGAUAUGGUAGGAGAGAUUGGAGUUGUCUUCAACAUUCCCCAGCCUUUCACUGUGAGGACAAGGAGACUUUCACAAGUUAUUCGAAUCAGUCAUCAUAAGUUCAAAGAAAUGGUUCAAUCUGAUGCUGACGACGCCAAAAUGAUCAUCACCAAUUUCAUGGCUUAUCUCAAGGAACUAAAUGAUGAAUUGAAGAAAGAAAUCCCUUUUCUUAGAGAUUUAUUAGCCAAUGCAGAUGCUCAGGAAAUGGUCCAGACAGGAGAAUCACAACAAAGUUACAAUGAGGAGAUGGUUACGUUCUCGAAAGAUGAAAAUGAAAAUAAACAAGAGCCAAAAAGAGAGGGAGUUCCCAAGAGAGUGAUAAUUCAUGGGCAUCCUCCUAAUCAAGGUAACAACAAGAAUGGUGAUUCCAGUGGUAGACUUAUCAUUUUGCCUGAUUCUCUUCCACUUCUGUUCGACUUAGCUGGUCAGUUUCAGUCUUUCACUACUCAUAUGUUAUUCAUCUUUAUAUUUUUGGUAUUAUAUAUACGUAUAUCGAUUCUAUAUCAGUUACUGUAUCAAUAUAUAUGGUGA